Molecule: messenger RNA, 3582 nt
Organism: Monopterus albus (swamp eel)
Lineage: Eukaryota; Metazoa; Chordata; Actinopteri; Synbranchiformes; Synbranchidae
Gene: spsb4a
Product: splA/ryanodine receptor domain and SOCS box containing 4a
Exons: 3
Coding region: 467-1327 (286 amino acids)
Biological process (GO): proteasome-mediated ubiquitin-dependent protein catabolic process
Cellular component (GO): SCF ubiquitin ligase complex
Molecular function (GO): protein binding
Source: RefSeq, a predicted model, not a curated record
UUGUGGUGGAGUCGACCAAUCAGAGCUCGCGGUUCGAGUAAAUGGACACUUAGCGUCGGGGCUCCGGCUCCCUGGAGGUAUUGACCUGCUAUUUGGUCUACAGCAACAAAGAAAUCACCGCUACAUUGCUGAAACACAUCUAACGGCGCUGGAAUACGUUACUUUGUCCUCGCUUCCUUUUACUUCGCAGAGAAAUGCUCAGAGAAAAGUGUCGUUUGGCGGCCAGUUGAAUUUCUGUUCGGAGCAGCAGCAGCUUUGUCUUUCUGAAGACAUUUGUGGCAUGAAACCAGAUCACACCCAUUUUUCAUUCAUCACCUCCUCCUUCAUCUCCCUCCACUCCCCAGUUAUGAACUCUCACCUGUGUUCUGCCACAUUGAUGAGGUAACGUCAAGCUCUGCGCAGCGCAGCACUCACCUGCACAAACACCACCCUCCCCCCUCCUCCUGCCAACCCUUUCAUCGCAGCCAUGGGCCAGAAGAUUUCUGGCAGCAUUAAAUCAGUAGAUGGUCGCAGUGAAAGUGGUAGCUCUCCAUCCUACCGGCCCUUGCCUCAUCGCCGGCCCCACCCAGAACUGAGGGGCCCUGAUUUCUCUAAGCCUCCGAGGCUAGAUCUUCUACUGGACAUGCCAUGUGCUGGACUAGAGACCCAGCUUCGUCACGCAUGGAACCCCGAUGACCGCUCACUCAACAUCUUCAUCAAAGAGGAUGAUAAGUUGACAUUUCAUCGCCACCCAGUUGCCCAAAGCACAGACUGCAUUCGAGGCCGUGUUGGAUACACAAGGGGUCUUCAUGUGUGGAAGAUCCAUUGGCCUGCCCGGCAGCGAGGCACCCAUGCCGUGGUUGGAGUGGCAACGUCAGAAGCGCCAUUACAUUCUGUUGGGUACACAGCAUUGGUAGGGUCAGACUGUGAGUCCUGGGGCUGGGAUCUGGGAAGGAACCGGCUCUACCAUGACAGUAAGAACCGGGCCCACAGCUCGAUGCCUUCUUACCCUUGUUCCCUGGAGCCAGAGGAGCCAUUCACCCUGUCGGACUGUCUGCUAGUGAUUCUGGACAUGGACGAAGGGACGCUGAGCUUCAUGGUGGACGGACAGUAUCUAGGAGUGGCAUUUAGAGGGCUGAAGGGCAAGAAGCUGUAUCCCAUUGUCAGUGCUGUGUGGGGACAUUGUGAGAUAUCAAUGAAGUACAUCAACGGCUUGGAUCCUGAGCCUCUUCCUCUGAUGGACCUGUGUCGGCGUGCGGCGCGCCUGGCGAUGGGUCGUGAGCGGCUUCAAGAGAUAGAGAGUCUCCCUCUGCCUCAGUCCCUUAAAAAUUACCUCCAGUACCAGUGACUGACACCAACGGAGCCAACAAGGACACAAAACCAGACCACCAGAAGGUCUAAAGAUGGGUGGAUGAAAGAAAUGAAUUAAAAGUUGCAAAAAAGGGGAUGAUGGGUGGAAGGAUGUCCAAACUGAGAGCACCAGCGCUCAACCAAAGAUGGAUGUAAAGGAGGACAUAUAGACAGAUGGUGGAUAAACUGACAGAAGACGUCCAGGCUUUCAAACAAAGGACAGGGCAGCACCAGCUUGUUUUGGAUGUUGAGCUGCUUUUUCCAUUAGUUUUGGACUUGAAAUAAAUUAUUGAUGAUGGUAUCCUAUCAAGGUUUCACUCAUCCUGAAAGAAAGCCCAUCCUUUGAUGGCACAUUGUGGUUAAGUGGUGAAAGAGACAGUGGUAAGACGACUGCUGCCACCUAGUGAUGGGAAUCCAAACUGCGCAGAGAAAGCACACUAAUCCUGCAGUAUCCCUGGAGGCCUUUCUGACAUAACACCGCAUCACUGCUGUUGGAUACUGUAAUGUGUGUUCAUGGCCUCCACUGGCACAGGUGACAGGCUGCAGAGCCCAGAUGGCCACGAGGAUUUUAGCACCAAUGUUGUUUUUGUCUGAUGACUCAGGGCCCGACCAAAAGCUCCCUCUGCAUACAAGGUAGAUCAAAGCGUGACUACCGCAACGGCUCCUGGCUUUGUGCAGACAUUUGCUGAGAGUUAAGCCCUUUUCAGACAUGCUACAUGGCUGGCUUCACCUACUGGAUGAAGUAAGCUUUUGAUCAUUCAGACUGGAUGUCUGGUACCGUUUGUUUUGGCUUUAUUUGCAAUGCCUGCAAAGUUUUUGGCAGCUGAUGUAGCAGUGAGAUAAAGAAUAGUGAUAUAAAAGGAAAGAACGCCGUCUGUUUUCUCCCAGGCUUCAUCAGUGAUAGAUUUAAAAUUUAUUUUACUGCUUCAGUCUCAUUUAAUGACCACUGUCUCUCAUCAGUUUAAUUAUUUUAUCUUAUUUUAUUAUAAUUAUUUAAUUCUGCUAGUUUUUUUACUGUAAUGUCUGGACAGCGCACAAGUGCAGGAUGUUAUUAGGACUCUCAUUUGCUUAGUUUAAACAUUAUAAUAUACAGCAUAUUCAUUUUAUCUAUGCAGUUGAAUUAAACCUGAAAAAUCAAUGGAGACCUGAUUGUUGUUCCUGUAUGAUAUAUUUUUUUUAACAACAAUUUUUAGAAUCUAAUCUGACGUGAGAAUAACCUGCUGAUCUACCCUCUUCUAAAAACUCGGCUUCAAAUCUUAAACUAUUUCUCUGUAACAUUAAAUCAUGAUGUAAUACACACCGGAGUUUUAAAAAGCAUGUUUUAGGUAUUAUUUAAGAUUUUAACACUGAUAAAUUGAGCAGAUCUACAGUACUUUGUCCAGACUGUGGUUUGAUCCAACUGUCGUCAUGACCUUUUACAUUCAGUAAGGAGCUGCAUGUCUGAAACGGGCUUUAUUAGAGAAACAGGACAAAACUUGUUCUUUAAAGGAAGUUGCAGUGAGAACACUAUAUUACGUACAGUAUUAUGAUGUCAGUUACAAGCCGAGUAUUCCAUACUAAGCCGUAGAGUUCAGCAAUGUCUCUGUAGGAGCUGAGAGUCGCGGCCCGCCACAGUGUGACUAGUGCUUGGCAGUAAGAGGAGCCUCACCUGCUGCUGUUUGUAGCACCCUGCUGUAGCUCACUGGCACCAGACAGCAUCUGUCUGCUCUCCGCACAACUGUCUUAAUGACCGCAAAGAAGAAACAGGACCAGAGUAGAUCUAGUCUUACUGGAGCAGGACAUACAGUAGGAGGGUUACUGCUGCUGCGGCAGUAUGGCCAGUGUGGUUUUGUCUCAGAAAAGGAUGCAGAUGUCCAGUUCACACACCACACGCACUGUAGACCAAUCAUGUUUUCUUUCUUAAAAAGGCUUGAGUCACUUUUUUUUUUUUACGUCUGAGUUUAUAUCAUACAUUAUUAUUAUUAUUAUUUUAUUAUUAUUAUUAUUGUGAGUGUGGAGUCUGAUUCUGAUGAUGGUUCUAAUUUUUUUAAUCACAAGCUUGUUCUGUUUAAGUUAUCAUUGAUGGUUAUAUUCAGGUAAAUUUAAUACAAAGAAGGGGAGAAAAAUCAACAUUUGUUUCUUCAAUGCUGCUUUAUCUUUAUUAUAUUAGUAUUGUUAGUGAUGGUCUUGCCUCUUGUUUCCAUCAGGACAAAAGUAGUAGAAUGUGUGAACAGACAGAGCUGAGACGUCAACACGUAUAAAAUGUGAAUAAAA